This is a messenger RNA of Drosophila mauritiana, 686 nucleotides long. It is a transcript of the gene Argp, whose product is annotated as low molecular weight phosphotyrosine protein phosphatase 1. The transcript is spliced from 4 exons. The record is from RefSeq and is a predicted model, not a curated record. Gene Ontology annotation, biological process: protein dephosphorylation. Gene Ontology annotation, molecular function: protein tyrosine phosphatase activity. Bases 22 to 585 code for a protein of 187 amino acids. NCBI's taxonomy places the organism in Eukaryota, Metazoa, Arthropoda, Insecta, Diptera, Drosophilidae.
GUGAUAUAGAUAAACUAAUAAAUGUUGAUACUAAACGUGAACCGGUUUAUAUAUUAUAUAUAUUCAAUGAAUCACCAGCGUUGCUCAUCGGAACUUGCAGUUCCCGUUGUGAAAAUGAAGGUUCUGUUCGUGUGCAUUGGCAACACCUGCCGCUCUCCAAUGGCCGAGGCCAUCCUGAAGCAUUUGGUGGUGAAACGGAAUCUGCAGGACUGGUAUGUGGACAGUGCUGGUCUCAGGAGUUGGAACGUUGGCCUGAAGCCCCAGGCACGUGGACAACAAUUGCUAAAACAACAUGGUUUGAAAACAAACCACUUGGGUCGUAUGAUAAGUGCUCAAGACUUCUAUAACUUCGAUUACAUAUUCGCCAUGGACAAUAGCAACCUGUUGGAGCUUGAACACAUGGCAGCCUGUCUUGUUCCCAGCCCGACCUGCAAGAUUCAAUUGCUGGGUAGCUAUAUUGGACGCAAGGAGGAUGAGGUCAUCGAGGAUCCAUACUUUAGUCAAGGCAUGGGAGGCUUUAAUGCUGCAUAUCUGCAGAUACUGGAAAGCUGCGAACGUUUUCUGCAACAUUACAAUUCAGAUUAGGACGUCAAUAAAAGUGUCAUCAAAAAAUAGGUUGUACAAAUAAUCCUAUUUCAUAGCUUAUUAAAAAGAACAAAUUGAAAUGCCAGAACUUGCCGCUUAAC